AUGGCUUCUGGAAAUUACAGCCAUACUCUACCUACAAUGUUUGAACAAGACAAGGAUCCUUUCAUAGACGAUGAUGUCCUCAACGUUUUAAUCAUCGUUUUCUAUGUCGUUGCUAUCGGAUUAAUGUGUUUCUUUGGUGUUAUAUUCAACGCGGUUAACGUUUUCGUAUUUUUCAAGCAAGGAUUCAAAGACACCGUCAACAUCACUCUUUUCAGUCUCGCCGUUUCCGAUAUGGGAUCUCUGGCAACGCUCUUUUGGAGUACUGUCUGCUUCAACCCUUUGUUCGCUCAAGCUGUUCUACCUGUGAUUAGUAUAGACUUAAUGCAUAUAACAUCUGGAUGGCCUCACACUUUUUUCUCGCGGAUCUCCAGCUGGAUCACAGCCUUCGUCACGUUUGAGAGAUGUCUGUGUAUCGCUCUACCCCUCAAAGUGAAGACAAUCAUAACACCGAGACGUACUAUUUACGUAAUUGUCAGCAUAUACAUAGGCGUGGCUGCUUGUGUUGCUCCUGCGUUCUAUUCUAUCAGGCUGGGGCCAAAACAUGUUUCAGAAGUAAACAUGACCAUGAUAGGAAUAGUAUAUACCUCCGACGGCGUUUUUAUUGAGGGUAUAUCUCUUCUCAUCAGCGCUUUUUCCCAGCUUGUUUCAUUCAUCUCAGUAAUCGUGUGUACGGUAAUCCUUGUCCAAAACCUUCUGAUCAAAUCAAGAUGGCGCCAGUCGAGUUCCAGCACAGCAAAGCAGGAAUCUUUAUCGAAUAGAGACAUGAAAGUUGUGAGAAUGGUUCUGUCUAUUGCCGUAAUCUUCAUAGCUUGUUUGUCCCCCACUGUUGCCAACAUCUUUGCGAUAAUGUCCAUCCCAGAGUACAGCUUUUACGGGGAAUACCAAAGUAUCUAUUUGAUCCUAUGGGCUAUAAGCUUUCUGCUGGUUGCAACGAAUUCAGCGGUGAAUAUAUUUGUGUAUUACUACAUGAGUUCGAAAUUUAAAGAAAUUCUCGACGAAACGCUCAACAGAAUGAGAGGGAAAUGUGGUGUGUGA
This is a messenger RNA of Aplysia californica (California sea hare), 1035 nucleotides long. Its product is annotated as rhodopsin-like. Lineage: Eukaryota; Metazoa; Mollusca; Gastropoda; Aplysiida; Aplysiidae. Gene Ontology annotation, biological process: G protein-coupled receptor signaling pathway. Gene Ontology annotation, molecular function: G protein-coupled receptor activity. Gene Ontology annotation, cellular component: plasma membrane. The record is from RefSeq and is a predicted model, not a curated record. The transcript has a single exon. Bases 1 to 1035 code for a protein of 344 amino acids.